GGCCAGCUUUCUCGGCUUAUUGUCUCCUUGUCCAAGGAGCACUUCUCGUACCUUCCAAUUGAUCCUCCCAAGGACAUUCUAUCCAAACUUCCAUCGGAACUACCAUCGUUCCUUGAUAACACCCCGGCAUCGUGCGAGCUUCGUUCAGCAUAUGUCCAGCAUGUCAUUUCUAAGACCUUGACCUACCGCAUCUUCCAUCCUUUCCUGUUCACCCUGGGGCGCCGGUUCGAUAAGGCCGAUACCUUCUUCCAGAUGCUGUCGAUGGAUAUCCGCCGCAAGUCCGUAAGACGGGAAGCGUUCUGGAGACAGCAGACGCUGAAGGCCGCGUACACGACUUCGGACGCUAAGCAAUCGAUCAACGUGGUGGCCGCCGUCAUUGUUGAUGAAAUCAUCGACCAGCUGAAGCACUUUGCCGACCCAAGGAACCUGGAUGCUCUCCUCAUCGCGGUCCGCAAGAUUGUCAAGCUUGCAGCUGAGACCUGGCGACUUGCGCGCGUGGAACGUGAGCUGAUUCUGGCCUCGCUGCCGUCGCCCGACGCCGAUGCCGUCUCCAAUGAUGACUGGGAAGAGUACGGCACGCCCAAGGAGGGCAGCCUUAGCUCCAAGGAGGACCCCACUCGCCAUGUUAUCCUGCGCACCUUCCCUCGGAUCACGCGCGAGGCAGCUCAUGAGGAUUUCGCGGGCGACGAAGAAAAGUACAACCCCUGCACGUACUCCCGUGGCUGUGUUCUGUACUCCGACUCCCCUGUGGUCAUGGCCCGUCUCCAAGAAUUGGCUAAGAAGUCAGAGGAUUCGCCUCGUCGUGAUUCAAGAGACUCGACCCGUUCCGAUGGGUCGCCCUCUCCCCGCCGGAGUCGGGACGGCAUGAGGACAUGAACGAGAGCUUCGAGUAGUGCGAUGUGAGUGGCUAUGUCGACCAGGAUACUGUUUUAAUAACCGGCUUGUUUCAAAUACUUUUGAUCUUUCCCCAUUUUGUCUUAUCUUGCCGGCCCGACCCUCGCGGGGCUGCGGGGCCUCAACAAUCCUUCUGGUUUCCUAUGUCUUCCAACGUUUUUGAUCAUGACCGAGACGAUUUUUUUUUAUGAGAGGGUCCCUACACCCGUUCCUUUCUCUAACCAGUGUAUUUUUUCCGACACAUUUUAUUUUCUUCUUCUCGAAGCUAUCAUGUUAUUUCGGGGUUACGCCUUUUUUGUGUGUGUGUUAUGUUUUCAUCUUGCGUGUUUUAGCGAGCAUUUGAUCUUUCGAUGUGUAACAAACAAACAAUCAAUGUAUGUGGAACUACUACUAUAUUUAUCUAUUACCGGACCUGGAAGCCCCUCACAGCACCUGCACAGCAUGUACUUAUUGGAUACGAUGGACGAGUUGAUGAGAAGAUGCGCAAGAGACUGGGGAUGAUCUGCGACUCCAGCGCGAGAUGAUGAGAAAAUGAAUGAAUCAAUCUGAUGAAAAUUGAAUUCUGAUUGUUUGCAAC
Aspergillus welwitschiae is the source of this 1471-nucleotide messenger RNA. RefSeq lists its product as uncharacterized. NCBI's taxonomy places the organism in Eukaryota, Fungi, Ascomycota, Eurotiomycetes, Eurotiales, Aspergillaceae. The transcript has a single exon. The coding region runs from base 253 to 876 and encodes 207 amino acids. The record is from RefSeq and is a predicted model, not a curated record.